Boleophthalmus pectinirostris (great blue-spotted mudskipper) is the source of this 5853-nucleotide messenger RNA. It is a transcript of the gene ifih1, whose product is annotated as interferon induced with helicase C domain 1. Gene Ontology annotation, cellular component: cytoplasm. Gene Ontology annotation, molecular function: ATP binding; single-stranded RNA binding; double-stranded RNA binding. Bases 163 to 3120 code for a protein of 985 amino acids. Gene Ontology annotation, biological process: response to virus; positive regulation of interferon-beta production; innate immune response. The transcript has 16 exons. The record is from RefSeq and is a predicted model, not a curated record. NCBI's taxonomy places the organism in Eukaryota, Metazoa, Chordata, Actinopteri, Gobiiformes, Gobiidae.
AAGUUAAAAGGUGUGGUGGAAAACGAAAACGCAACCUUUAGCAGCAGGGAGAUAUAUAUAGGGUGUUUUCUGCUCUUGGGAGUCAUUUAGGUGCUGUCCUGGCCUGAAGACUAGACUGUUUACACUCGUGCGCUCUGAUCCAACUGCGUAAAGUACUAAAGUAUGGAUUCUAACACGGACGCGGUGGGGAAACGUCUCAUUGAAACGUUCAGACAGCGACUGAAAAAACUCAUCAAAGUAGACCAGGUCGUCCAUCAUAUUCACUUUCUAACUCCGGAGCAAAAAGACCUGAUACUGCACGGACAUGGAGAAUACGCGGCUGCGGAUAUGCUGAUAAGUGAGGUUCUGAAGGCCCACGAGCCGGGUUGGUUCCGUAUGUUCCUCGACGCACUGAGCCACGGGGGAUGUGAACGAGCGGCUCAGUACGCAGAGGGCCAGCUCCCCAGCGCGGAAGACGAGGCAAACAAUGACCAACACGUCGGGCUCAUCCAGAUCCUCUUCCCCAGUCUGCUCGGCAAGAUGGAGCCCGACACCGUGUGCGUGGAGUGUUACGCGUCUAACCUCAUCACGGACGCAGAUAGGGACAUCAUUAAUGCACAGAAUGAACCAAGGAAAAAAGCGUCAGAACUUCUGGGGAGAAUCAUCAAGGGUCCUGAAGGAUGGUUCUCCACGUUCCUUGAUGUCCUUCGUAAAACAGAACACAAUGAGUUGUACAAGCUCCUCUCAGGGCAGUCUCCAGACGAACACGAUGCUGAGAAGGAGCCCUCACACAGAGAUGAGCCCACAGGAAAUGAAUGUCCCGCUCCAAGUCCAGCCAAAGAUGCAGACUCAGCUCAAGAUAAUUCUGUGGCCAACCCCCCGUCUGAAGAAUCAACAGAUUUGUACCAAGCUGAAAAUGCUGAAACGAAGCAACCCUCAAGCGGAAAACCUCCCAAAGUAGGAGAUGAGGGUGACUCAAGAGCAGAGGCUGCUGAAUCACAGAAUAAUAACAUCGUUCUUCGGGAUUACCAGAUGGAAGUGGCCGAGCCUGCUCUGGAGGGGAAAAACAUCAUCAUAUGUCUCCCCACGGGCAGCGGGAAAACCAGAGUGGCCGUGUACAUCACCAAAGAACAUUUGGACCAGAGGAAGAGGCAAAAACUCCCAGCCAAAGUCAUAGUCCUGGUCAAUAAGGUGCCUUUGGUUGAGCAGCUCUAUUCAGCCGAGUUCCUGAAAUUCCUGAAGCCUCCAUACAAAGUGGAGCGAGUCAGCGGAAACUCCGAGCUCAAGAUCUCUUUCCCAGAGAUCGUGAAGAGGAGCGACGUGGUGGUGUGUACGGCUCAGAUCCUCGAGAACGCCUUAGAGAGGGACGUGAGCGGAGAGGACGAGGGAGUGAAUUUAAGCGACCUGUCGCUGAUCGUGAUAGAUGAGUGUCACCACACACAGAAAGGAGGCGUGUACAACCACAUCAUGACGCGCUUCCUGGCCCAAAAGCACAAGAACAAGAAGCUGGAGAAGGAGCACAAGAAGCCCAAGCCCCUCCCUCAGAUUCUGGGCCUGACCGCUUCACCGGGAGUGGGCGGGGCUACCAAGAUGUCCAAGACCGAGGAGCACAUUCUGAGAAUCUGUGCUAAUUUGGACGCCUCCACCAUCACGACCGCUGAUCUGGGCGCGCACAGAAAAGAAUCAGAAAAAAAAGUCGAAUCCAUUGAAGCCCGAAAGGCGGAUCCUUUUGGUGACGUCAUCAAGAAAAUAAUGAGCCAGAUCCAUGAACACGCCGAACUGUACCCUGCACACGAAUGCGGAACUCAGACGUACGAGCAGUGGGUGGUUCAGACAGAGAGAGAUGCGGUGAAAGAAGGUAACGAGAAGCUGCGUGACUGUGCGGAGCACCUGAAGCAGUACAACACCGGGCUGCAGAUGAGCAACACCAUCAGAAUGUGUGACGCCUUCAGUUUCCUCAACUCCUUUUACGAAGACGAGAGGAAAAAGAAGACAUCUCCAGACGGGGAGGAAAUCAACACCACUGACACUGAGAAAUUCCUCUUUGCACUGUUUGAAGGUAACAAAGGCAAGCUGAUGGAGCACGCUAAAAAUCCUGAGUACGAGAAUGCCAGUCUGUCCAAGCUCCGGACCACAAUCCUCCAGGAGUUCAGCCGCAGAGACAACGCCAGAGGGAUCAUCUUCACCAAGACACGUCGCAGUGCUAUAGCCCUCGUCCAGUGGGUCCAGGACAACCCCAAGUUUGGUGAUCUGAUCGUGAAUGCAGCCUAUCUCAUCGGUGGAGGAGACCAGAGUGACGUGAAGCCUAUGACAUCUGCAGAGCAAAAGGAUGUGUUGAAGAAGUUUGGCAACGGUGAGAUCAAUUUGCUGAUAGCUACAACUGUGGCGGAAGAAGGCUUGGACAUCCCAAAGUGUAACUUUGUCAUUCGAUAUGGCCUUGUCACCAACGAGAUCUCAAUGAUUCAGGCCCGUGGACGAGGAAGAGCAGAGGACAGCACCUACACGCUGGUCGAGAUCGAAGGUUCCAACGUGGCCGAAAAAGAAACAGUCAAUGAAUAUCGUAUCAACAUGAUGAACAAAGCCAUCACAAAGAUAAGAGGCAUGAACCCCAACGACUACGAAAAACGGAUACUGGAGUUCCAGAUUCAGGCCAUAAUGGAGGAAAGACUGAGAGUGAAGAAGAGUAAACAAAAAAACAUCAGCAACUGCAGCCCCUCCGAACUCAAGUUAGCCUGUCGAAAAUGUAACACCGCUGCCUGCACCGGAGAUGACAUCGAAAUCAUUGAAAACAUGCACCGAGUCAAUCUUUCAACAGAAUUUAGUAAACUUUUCAUGGUUAAAGAAAACAACACCCUUCGAGAGAGGCAUCUGGAUUAUGAGACCAAUGGUUCGAUUGCUUGCCAUGAAUGUGGAAGUCUGUGGGGUUCGAUGAUGCACUACCGGGGGAUCGACUGUCCCUGUCUCCACGUGAAGAACUUCGCGGUGACACUCAACGGGAUGAAGAUCAGCAAGUGCGCAAAGUGGAGUGAGCUACCUGUGAAGUUCCGCGCUUUCGACUACGCUCUGUAUGCUUCUCAGUUAGCCUCAGAUGAAGAGGAGGAAGAGGAGGAUGAGGACGAGGAAGAAGAAGAGAUUGACUAAUGCUGACAGUUAGAUCAUGCAAUGUCAGACUUUACGACUUUGAAAAUAGAAAGAGAAUCAUAUUUUUCAACAAUGAUCUAACUCACGCUGCAUGAAACCGAUGCUGGAUGCAAAUUAAAGGUACAUUGCGCAACUUUUCUGGUGGAGGAUCCGUCAAAUGCUUUUCUUUAUGAAGAUGUUACUGCUUUGUCUGGGAUGUUUCACAGCAGGGGCGGCGCUACCAUUAGGCAAAGUUGGCAGCUGCCUUAGGGCCCCCAAAUCUAGAGGGGCCCCCAACCAAUUUCCCUCAGUGCCACUAAAAACCAUAAGAAAAAUAAUAAUAAUCACAGGUAAUGGAUGUAAAAAAAAAAAAAAUAAAAAAAAAUUGUACUAACAAAAACUAAAACUACUUUAAGUCCUGGCUAGUCGGCUUCAUGACUAAUAAGACAAGUUUCCAAUCCACCAUAAUUCAAAUAAAUAGAAAUGUGUAUGUCUCAAGAACAAUGGGGAAAAACAGACAAAAAAUAUAUUUUAAAAAACUAAACGAAACAAAAAAUGGUGCAUCAUAGUGAGGGCCCUAAACUCAAGCUUGCCUAGGGCCCCCAAAUUGCUAACUAUGCCACUGUUUCGUGCAUUCUAUCUUAAUGGAGACCAAACCAGACCAAGUUACAGGUCAGAUCUGCGGAGAGACGACCCCGUUCACAGUCAGUCCUGUUUUUCUAGGUAUUUUUGAGCUAUAAAUCCACCUGUAAUUGAAUAAAUGUAAAGUAGAGCUGUUUAAUAUCAUACUGUGGAACAUUCUAGACAGAGCAAUGGCAUCGCCAUAGAAACAAGCAGGUGAUGGAUGGACCCUCCACCAGAAAAGUUACAUAAUGCACCUUUUAAAUAGAAAGUGUCAUAUUUUUCAUCAACAGUGAUUUAACUCAUGGAUCACACUACUAAACUGAUUCUAUGUGGAAAUUAAAAAUAUAUAUGAGCCUAUCAUAUUGACAUUAAAGUUGCACUGUGCUUGCUUAUGGAAUGUUCCACAGUAUGGCAUUAAACUUACAGCAUCUGCCUUAUUUUACUAUGCAAAGGCUCUCUAUAAAUCUGCCCGGCAACUUGUCUCCAUUGUGAUUUAUUUAGUAGUUUAUUUCCAAAGCAAUUACAUCUCCAUGGAGACAAGUUGAUGGCAAACACCACCAGAAAAGUUACACAGUGCACCUUUAAACCAUUAUAGUUAUAUUUUAAUUGAUUUUCCAAGUUUUGAACGUGCCUUUAGUUUUUUUUCUAAUUUACAUGACCAUUUAUGUGGACAUGUUAACCUUUUUCUUGGUCUUUAAUCUACAAUCUUUAUGAUUAUUAUUAGAGUUUACAUAUUAUUAUAGAUCUCAUGUUUACUCUUCAGGCCUCUUCUGUUGUGGCCCUGGGUGGAUUUUAUGUCAUAAUGAACUACUGUUAGUGGUGGCGGUUAUGUUUUGAAUAAGUUUUGUUGCUGCUAAACAAAAGAGUGAAGGUGGACAUAUAAAACUGCACUGGUGUUUCAAAGUGCGUGUAUUUUAGACAGUGGUGGAUGAAGUACUCAAUUUUGUUACUUAAGUAAAAGUACAGAUACAAGGGCAAAAGAUUAGUCAAGUAAAAGUAAAAGUAUCACAUGAAAAAAUUUGCUUAAGUAAAACUAUCGAUGUAGUUCCUGUAUUUUGCAGAGAUUUUUAGAAUAAUUAAAGCAUCAAAGGUAAUGAUUUUGAUAAUGAAUUUAGCAGAUUUUAAUUAAUCUUGCUCAGGGGUGUCAAACUCGAAUUCACAGAGGGCCAAAAUUAAAAACUGUAACUAAGUCAUGGGCCAAACUAAAUAUUUAUUGAAAAAAAAUUCAACAACAUCUGCAUGUUUUCUCUUCUUUCGAGAUAUGUAAUGUUAAACCUUUUCUUAUUAAAAAUAAAUGUUUAAUAAUAGUUUUUCUUAAACACUGAAUCCAGAACAAGCAAAAUAUAAAAUAAUAACAGAAUUUUAAACAAAUAUCUCUUUAGUCUAUCUGUAAACGGCGGGCAGCUCUAAUAGAUAUUUGAUAUGAUUUCACGGGCCAAAUAUAAUUAUAUCGCAGGCCAAAUUUGGCCCAGGGCCUGAGUUUGACAUGUCUGCUCUAGCUGCUUUUGUGUAACUGGUUUGCUCAAAGUUACACAAAUGAAAUGCAUUAAAAAUAAGUCAUUUCAGCAGGUCUCAAACCAUAAAGAAAAGUACGUGUGAUUAAAACUAAAAUGUACUUAAAGGUGCAUUGUAUAUUUUUUUCUGGAGGGUCCAUCAAAUGUUUUUUGUGGAGAUGUUACAGCUUUGUCUGUAAUGUUUCACAAUAUGGCAUUAAGCCUUUCUAUCUUCAUGGAGAUCAAACCAAAAUCAAGUUACAGGUCAGAUCUGUGGAGAGGCAACCCUGCUCACAGUCAGAAUACCUGUUUUUCUAGGUAUUUUUUAAUGAAUAUAAGGUAGAGGUUCUUAAUGUCAUACUGUGGAACAUUCAAGCAGAGAAGUGACAUAUCCAUAGAAACAAGCAGGUGACUCACUCGCAACCAAAAAGUCACACAAUGCACCUUUAAGUAAAGUACACAUACCUACAAAUUUUACUUUUAUUUUUGUACUUCGUUACCUUCCACCACUGAUUUUAGACACGUAUUUUAUUGUAUGCUGUGGUGAUGUUUGUACGUAUCAUGCACUAAUCUAUACUGAAAGUAUAAAAUGUAACUGUGAUUGAAUGGUGAUCAUGAAAAUAAACGCGGCCUACGA